AUGUCGUCCGAGGCUCAGCGCCAGUACGUCCCAUUGACGUGCCACGGUCACUCGCGACCCGUUCCGCACAUUAGCUUCUCUCGACUUGAAAAGGAAGACAGCUACUACAUGAUUUCGGCCUGCAAAGAUGGCAAUCCGAUGCUCCGCGACGGUGUGACGGGCGACUGGAUCGGCACUUUCAUCGGCCACAAGGGCGCUGUCUGGCAGGCUAGACUGAGCCCCGACACCUCCACGGCCGCCACCGCGUCUGCCGACUUUACUGCCAAAAUUUGGGACACUCACACUGGUGAGCUUCUGUACACGCUGCAGCAUGAGCAUAUUGUCCGCGCUGUCGCGUAUCCGCCUGACAACGCCGAUCUUGUGGCCACUGGCGGCAUGGAGAAGAAGCUGCGUGUCUUUGAUUUGUCUGACGUCCCCGGUGCUGGACGUGGCGAUGCCAUUACCAUCCCCGCCACAGCUGGCUUUGAAAUUGGCGAAGGCAUCCACGAGGGCUCCAUCAAGUUCAUCUGCUGGACUCAGGACCCCAACGUCAUCGUUACGGCCUCGGACAAGACUAUUCGCUGGCUGGAUCUUCCCACCCGUGCCUGCAUCCGCCAGGAAGUGCUGGACGGCGAGAUCCGCUCUUGUGAGAUGGUGUCUCUCGCUCCUGAGUACGCCUCUGUCACGGACAUUGGCGGUGGUAAGCCCGUGCUCGCCGUUUCCGCCGGCAAGACUGCCUAUUUCUGGGGCGGUCCUCGCGCGAUGGAGGAGCUGAAGCGCAUCGUGCUUCCCUACACCAUUGCCAGUGUGGGCCUCGACGUCAAGGGCCGCAAGCUGGUGGUCGGCGAAGAGCCCGGAACCUGGGCCAAGGUCAUCAGCUACGACACCGAGGCGGAGCUGGACGUUCACAAGGGCCACCACGGUCCGAUUUGGUCCAUUGCCUUCUCGCCCGACGGCAAGCUAUACGCGACGGCCUCGGAGGACGGAACCAUCAAGAUGUGGAAGAACUGCGACGGCUUCUACGGCCUGUGGCGAGGCGGACCUGAGCGAUCUACGGACUAG
Messenger RNA from Trichoderma reesei QM6a, 1041 nucleotides. RefSeq lists its product as uncharacterized. The transcript is spliced from 4 exons. The coding region runs from base 1 to 1041 and encodes 346 amino acids. Gene Ontology annotation, cellular component: SMN complex. The record is from RefSeq and is a predicted model, not a curated record. Gene Ontology annotation, biological process: spliceosomal snRNP assembly. Gene Ontology annotation, molecular function: protein binding; RNA binding. Lineage: Eukaryota; Fungi; Ascomycota; Sordariomycetes; Hypocreales; Hypocreaceae.